UCCCACCGAUGGCGCCACUGUUUUUAAAUUACUCAUUUAAAUAGUGCUGUGACAAUGUCAUUGAUUUGAUUUCGUUAGAAUAUUUCAUUUUCUUAUUAAAAAUGACGUACAAACGCAAAAAAUAUCACCAUGGAGACACUCAUUUAAAAAAGGGUUGGAGAACAAGAAGAAGAGCGAAAGAUUUAGACCAGAUUGACGAGGAUUUGAAAGACGAAAAUGUUAAAAAUUUGCUAAAUCAAGAAGUGGAUUUAGAGAAACCAGGAGCGGCUCAAUAUUAUUGUAUACAUUGCGCGAGGUAUUUUAUAAAUGACACAGCUUUACAGGAUCAUUUAUCAACAAAAGUGCAUAAACGUAGAUUAAAAGCUCUUGAACAGGAACCAUACAGUAUAGAGGAAUCUGAAAGAGCUGCUGGAAAAGGAAGUUAUAUUAGCCCACAAAAACGCAAAAUUGAAACUAUAACUCGUGAUAGUUUUAAAAUGGACACAGAGUCAGAAUUGUUGCCUCAAGCUAAAAUGGCUAAAACAGAUGUGUAAGAAUAAAUUUGUGGACAAUGUGA
Messenger RNA from Hylaeus volcanicus, 556 nucleotides. Its product is annotated as zinc finger protein 593 homolog. Bases 102 to 533 code for a protein of 143 amino acids. NCBI's taxonomy places the organism in Eukaryota, Metazoa, Arthropoda, Insecta, Hymenoptera, Colletidae. The transcript has 3 exons. The record is from RefSeq and is a predicted model, not a curated record. Gene Ontology annotation, molecular function: zinc ion binding; nucleic acid binding.